Endocarpon pusillum Z07020 is the source of this 1698-nucleotide messenger RNA. RefSeq lists its product as uncharacterized. Lineage: Eukaryota; Fungi; Ascomycota; Eurotiomycetes; Verrucariales; Verrucariaceae. The transcript is spliced from 2 exons. Gene Ontology annotation, molecular function: phosphatidylinositol binding. Bases 1 to 1698 code for a protein of 565 amino acids. The record is from RefSeq and is a predicted model, not a curated record.
AUGCCAGAAACAGCUUGGGAGAAGACAAAGAAAUACUCCGGUACAGCAUACUCCAAAGCACUCAAGCCAGGCUUCGAUAAAGCCUACCAGGUUGUGGACAAGCUCGGUGCACCCAUAAACCGCCUGUCCAACAAGCUCGGCGCCGAAGCCUUCUGGCCAACGUCGCUGGACAAAGAAUCCGACAAGGCUGCACGAAUCCUACGAAGUUUCUGCAAAGAUGGAUUUUACGCCAGCGUUGAAGAGGACCAAGCGCGGAAAGUGGCAGCCACCGGGGAGAAGUUGGAGGGUCCACAAGGCAAGCAGCGUGUCCUAAAAAAGAUACCCGAGAAGGUCAUUCGUGAGGCUAAAGGCCUUGCGAUCUUCACUACAAUGAGGACCGGUCUUUGGAUCAGUGGCGCUGGAGGAAGUGGAGUUCUGAUCGCUCGAAACCAGGAGAGUGGCGAGUGGAGCCCCCCAAGUGGCAUCAUGCUUCAUACAGCCGGCUUAGGGUUUCUUGUGGGUGUGGAUAUUUACGAUUGUGUGGUAGUCAUAAAUACAUACAAGGCACUUGAAGCAUUCACAAAAGUCAGAUGCACCCUGGGUGGUGAAGUGAGCGCUGUGGCAGGCCCUGUUGGACUCGGCGGGUUGCUAGAAACAGAAUUGCACAAGAGGCAAGCUCCGGUAUGGACGUAUCUAAAAAGUCGCGGAUUCUACGCCGGGAUACAGGUUGAUGGGACAAUCGUCAUUGAACGCACUGAUGAGAAUGAGAUAUUUUACGGGGAACGAAUACCAGUUGCGGAUAUCUUGGCUGGAAAAGCUCGGAAUCCACCAAGGACUAAAUAUCGUAUGCUACUGGAAACCGUAAGGGCGGCACAGGGCGAUAAGGUCGACGACAGUGAACUACCUGCCCCUGGACUAGCGCCAGGGGAUAUGCAGAUCGAAACUGAGACCAGCAAUUUUGGCAUUCCAGACGCAGAAGACCCCGACCCGUACGGCGUUAAGGCCUUGCAAGCAGAAGGUCUCGAAAUUCGUGAAGCAGGCACAAAGUCCAGGCCUAGCGCAGAGGUAUUCGAAUUCAAGCCGGCGACCACCAGCCCGAUUUAUUCAAGCUUUCGUAAGAGUGUGGAUGUACGAGAAAGAGCCAACAGCUGGCGAGGGAGCAUGACCAGCAUUGGCAGCGUAGACCGAGGAACACAAACGGAUGAAUACGAUUCCAGAAGUAUCAGCCAUAGUCCUGUCAAACGGAACAGCCAGCCACCAAGUCCAAUCAGGAAGGAAACAGAGCAUGUCCAGGACAGUAGUGACGAUGAUGACCUUGUUAAUGGAUCCGAUGCAUCAGUCCAAGAGCCUGCUCACAUCGAGACGGCGGUUCCAGUCGUCGCCCGAGCUCGAAUGGUCACAGUCCCAAAACGGUUGCCGCCGUCACUGCCACCGCGGAAUCCGAACCGGACAUCUCCGUUAUCGAAAAGUGAAAAUGGUGUAGACGGUUUUGAAAACGUUUCGCUGAGUGGCUCAGAGCAAUCAGACAUCACGCUUGAGGAUAGGAAGAGUGAUACAGAAAGCAAAGUCAGUAUAGACGGAGCACAGGUAUCUCCAGUGGACGAAACACAUCAUGCUGGUGUGAAUCGUGGGUCUGGUGUUGCUGGUGAGGAGGAAUUCCACUCCGUCCCGCCAUCGCCUGCGAAAGAGCACUUGCAAGGGAUACCAGGAGCGUUUUGA